Molecule: messenger RNA, 502 nt
Organism: Oryza brachyantha (malo sina)
Lineage: Eukaryota; Viridiplantae; Streptophyta; Magnoliopsida; Poales; Poaceae
Exons: 2
Coding region: 34-267 (77 amino acids)
Source: RefSeq, a predicted model, not a curated record
AGAGGGUGGGAGGGGGGAGGGGGAGGGGGAGGGAUGGGGUACCUGUGGCGCGUGCGGCUAUCGUCGUUCUUGGCCGGCACGGCGUCGGCGUCGGCGGCGGGGUUCUUCUUCCUCUACAAGGACCACCUCCUCGCCCGCGCCGCCAUCGCCCGCCAGGUGGAGGACAUCAAGGAAGCUUCUGAAAAGCACUAUGAAGCCCUAAAUCAGCGAAUCUCGGUAUUGGAAAGCAGAAAUGAAUCAGAAGAUACUAAAGAGGCAUCUGAUUAAUUGUGCUAAUUGGAUCUGUGAUGGCUACAUCUUCCUAGGUGUUUUUGGCUGCUGCAUGUGAGAUGCAGCAGUUAAGCUGUAUCAUUUUGUUGUCAAAAUUGCUAUAAACCCUCAAUUGUAGUUUUGCUACACUGUUGCUCUUUUCAUCUAUAUGAGAUGGACACAGAUCAAAUAAAUCGAUUUUUGUGGCUUAACCAGCCAGUUUUUCGUAUUAUUAUAUGUCCUCAGAUGUGUG